CUGCCAUCAGUCUGCAUCCGACCACACUCAAAUAUGAAACUUUUGUUAUCAGCGGGUUUGCUUCUUUGCUCAUAUGCCUGCGCCACGGAUAUUCCAGCGGAAUUCACGUCCGCUGGUAUAGUACCAGAUGUGUUGACGAAGGCACCCAGUGAACUGCUUUCGGCGACUUACAAGGAUGGCGAUAAAGAUAAAGAUGUGCAUUUCGGAGAGGAACUCACGCCCACGAUUGUAAAGGAUCCUCCGGCAUUGAGUUGGAUGUCCGAAGAUUCUUCUCACUACGCUAUACUCAUGGUCGAUCCCGAUGCACCAAGCCGUGAAGAUCCCAAGUUCCGCGAGAUGCUGCACUGGCUGGUGGCCAACGUGCCGGGCUCCGACUUGAACAAAGGCGAGGUGAUCGCGGAGUACGCGGGCUCGGCGCCGCAAAAGGAGACAGGCCUGCACCGCUACGUGAUGUUGGUGUUCAAGCAGCCGGACAAGCUGACCAUCGAGGAAGCGCGCAUCAGCAAUCGCGAGCGCACAGGCCGCCCUGCCUUCUCCGUCAAGGCCUUCGCUGCCAAAUACAAGCUCGGCGACCCCAUCGCCGGCAACAUGUUCAGGGCUCAAUGGGACGAGUACGUGCCGAUUCUGCGCAAGCAGAUGGGCGACGAGUCGUAAGAGUUGCGACCGCAUACCUCCUCGUAGCGCAUUGCUUCCUUAGUCGACAUAUCCGCGGUUCGGAGAUGUUUCUCAUUAUCAACGAAUUGUAGCGCUUAGGUUUUGUAUGCUUGCUGAUGCGGCGCUCGAUUAAUACACCAUUACUUUCGAAUGCUC
Molecule: messenger RNA, 810 nt
Organism: Phymastichus coffea
Lineage: Eukaryota; Metazoa; Arthropoda; Insecta; Hymenoptera; Eulophidae
Product: protein D3-like
Exons: 4
Coding region: 34-654 (206 amino acids)
Source: RefSeq, a predicted model, not a curated record